Messenger RNA from Histoplasma mississippiense, 390 nucleotides. RefSeq lists its product with no specific name. The coding region runs from base 1 to 390 and encodes 129 amino acids. The record is from RefSeq and is a predicted model, not a curated record. The transcript has 3 exons. Lineage: Eukaryota; Fungi; Ascomycota; Eurotiomycetes; Onygenales; Ajellomycetaceae.
AUGUUUCUCCGUGAGAAGGUCAUUAUAACAGAGAGCAUCUUCCUUUCCAAAAUGAAGGCUUCACAAGCCAAUGAUCCUGAUUGUCACAGGCCGUCUAAAACUGGAGCAGAAGAUGUCGUUGUGGAAUCAACGAUGAAAGUCUGGGGGUGGCGGAAUGGUCGGUGCAAGGCGCUCAGAAGAAACGCGCAUGUGGCGACGCUUCCAAUCUUGGAACCUUGGAAGCGUUGUGGAGCAUCAGCAGAUCAAACGCUGCCAAGCAACGACGUUAAAACGCAAAUGGCUCGCCAGGUUACUAAUAAGCGCCCCCCGCCUUUCGCCUGUCUCACGGGCGUGGCUGUGGGGACAUCGUUUCCACCGUCUUCUGUCGAAUGGCUCGAAGUUACCACGUAG